GCAAGUGCGCGUGCGCCGGCCAGUCUCUGAACUGAACGAGCAGCAGCAGCGCGAGGAGGGACAGACUCACCUGCUAGGUGUCCCACAAGUACUGAAGAAAGUCCGGCUGCUUAUAAAGUAUAUCGCGAUGGAUGAGUGGGAAGAGCAGGAAACACCUUCCUAUGGUCCUUCAGACCUCAGCAGCAGCACCUCUAACGCAGGUGUGCUCCCCGCAGCCACACAGGGAGGUUCCUGGAACGGUGAGCAAGGUGAAUUUAGACGGGGUCGUGGAGGCCGAGGACGGAGAGGAUUCAAAAACUCAUCCUUCUCAGGUGGUGAGGACUGUGGAGAUGCCAGUGACAGCUGGACUCCCACAGAGAGAGGGAGGGGUGGAUUCAGUGGAAGAGGAGGCAGAGGGCGUGGCAGAGAGUCUGGCAGAAUGGAUCAGGGUGGAUUUGAUGAUGACGGCGAUGGCGGGGACAAUAACGCCUUUAGAGGAGGAAGCCGAGGAGGCAGAGGUGGGCGUUACGGGCAAGGUGGUGAGCAGGGUGGCAGAGGUGGCUUUGGAGGAGGUUACCGUGGGAGGGAUGAAGAAGUCUUUGGUCAAGGGGAUGAAAGCAGACCAGAGGGGAAGGAUGCAGGUGAAAGUGACAGGCCCAAGGUUACCUAUAUUCCUCCAACUCCCUCUGAAGACGAGGACGCCAUGUUUGCUCACUAUAAGACCGGCAUCAAUUUUGACAAGUACGACGAUAUCCUGGUGGACGUCAGUGGAACCAACCCACCGCCGGCUAUAAUGACCUUCGAUGAGGCGGCGCUGUGCCAGACCCUGGCAAAGAACGUCAGCAAGUCUGGUUACGUGAAGCCCACCCCGGUGCAGAAGCACGGCAUCCCGAUCAUCUCUGCCGGCAGGGAUCUGAUGGCCUGCGCUCAGACCGGAUCUGGUAAAACGGCUGCUUUUCUGCUGCCAAUUCUCCAGCAGAUGAUGGCAGACGGCGUGGCAGCCAGCCGCUUCAGUGAGCUUCAGGAGCCUGAAGCCGUCAUUGUGGCUCCAACCAGGGAACUCAUCAACCAGAUUUACCUGGAUGCCAGGAAGUUUGCCUAUGGGACGUGUGUGCGACCAGUUGUGGUGUAUGGUGGAGUCAGCACUGGACAUCAAAUUAGAGACAUCAUGAAGGGGUGCAAUGUGCUGUGCGGGACACCAGGACGGCUGCUGGACAUGAUUGGGAGAGGAAAGGUGGGUCUGACUAAACUGCGUUACCUGGUGCUGGAUGAGGCCGACCGCAUGUUGGAUAUGGGGUUUGAGCCUGACAUGCGCCGCCUAGUGGGCUCCCCUGGAAUGCCAUCAAAAGAGAACCGGCAGACUCUGAUGUUCAGCGCUACGUAUCCUGAGGACAUCCAGAGGAUGGCAGCUGACUUCCUCAAGCCUGACUACUUGUUCUUGGCUGUGGGCAUUGUGGGUGGAGCCUGCAGCGAUGUGGAGCAGACAUUCGUGGAAGUCACCAAGUUCUCUAAGAGGGAGGUGCUUUUGGAUCUCCUCAAAACAACAGGAUCCAAGCGCACCCUGGUGUUCGUUGAGACCAAGAGGCAAGCUGAUUUUAUUGCUGCGUUCUUGAGCCAGGAGAAGGUUCCAACCACCAGCAUUCAUGGUGAUCGUGAGCAGCGGGAGCGGGAGCAGGCCCUCGGAGACUUCCGCUCUGGCAAAUAUCCGGUCCUGGUGGCGACCUCUGUGGCUUCCCGUGGUCUGGAUAUUCCAGAUGUGCAGCAAGUGGUGAACUUUGACCUGCCGAAAACCAUCGAUGACUAUGUCCACCGUAUUGGGAGGACUGGGCGCUGUGGCAACAUUGGAAGGGCGGUGUCUUUCUUUGACCCAGAUGCUGAUAGGGAGCUGGCUCGCUCCCUGGUCACAAUCCUGUCUAAGGCCCAGCAGGAGGUCCCCUCAUGGUUGGAGGAGUCCGCGUUCAGCAGCCACGGCCCCGGUGACUUCAGCACCCCCAGGAAGCCUUUUGCCUCCACAGACUCGAGGAAGGGUCCACAGGUGGGCUGUUUCCAGGACAGCAGUGGGUGGAGCCAGCCUGCAGGACAGACUGUAGCUGAUGAUGAAGAGUGGGAGUAGACAGAGUAGUGCAGCAGCAUCUGGCAGCGCUGAUCUGAGUUUGUUUUCAGAGGUGUUCAGGUCAUUAUUUUAAGACUGUUUUUGUUUAUACAAAAUGUUCAAUAACUGUGAAAACCUUUUUUUUUUUUUUAAACUUGGAUUUAGUGUUCCUGCAAACAGCGUUUGUGUGUGGAGUCAGUUCUGUUGCAUGCAGUUCCAAAAUAAAUGAGUGUUUGAA
Messenger RNA from Archocentrus centrarchus (flier cichlid), 2309 nucleotides. RefSeq names its product DEAD (Asp-Glu-Ala-Asp) box polypeptide 4 (gene ddx4). Gene Ontology annotation, molecular function: RNA helicase activity; nucleic acid binding; ATP binding. The coding region runs from base 128 to 2092 and encodes 654 amino acids. The record is from RefSeq and is a predicted model, not a curated record. The transcript has 23 exons. NCBI's taxonomy places the organism in Eukaryota, Metazoa, Chordata, Actinopteri, Cichliformes, Cichlidae.